Messenger RNA from Microstroma glucosiphilum, 3410 nucleotides. RefSeq lists its product as hypothetical. The coding region runs from base 238 to 3234 and encodes 998 amino acids. Lineage: Eukaryota; Fungi; Basidiomycota; Exobasidiomycetes; Microstromatales; Microstromataceae. The record is from RefSeq and is a predicted model, not a curated record. The transcript has a single exon. Gene Ontology annotation, molecular function: asparagine synthase (glutamine-hydrolyzing) activity.
CUCGCACGGUUGAUUUUCAAUUCCCGCUUCGGCAAUUCUGCGAUUCCGAUUAAGAUUUUGCCGAGGUUGCUUGCGCACCUUCGCACCGAUCUGAUCCUUCUUGAUCGUCUCCACUCCGUCUCUCCCGGACUGUCAUAGAUGUGCGGUAUCCUCUUCCUGGCCAGAGGAAGAGCAAAGGACGCGCAGUGCCAGGAUGGCUCCACGGCCAGCGAAGCUUUACCUUCAUGGUGGGACAGCAUGGCCAGCGUGUGCAGCCAAAGGGGCCCACACUGCAUCUCGAGCUCUACGCUCGCAUUGCCGUCAGGCUCAGCACUCCUCGCUGCCUCUGUCCUCUCCCUACGUGGGCCAGCUGUGACCAGACAGCCAAUAGUCUCAUCCUCGGCUGUGUUCACGCUGGCUUGGAACGGUCAAAUGUACGCUCUGCAGCCCUUCCAGGGUCCGCACCCUCAACACUACGAGGAAGCGAGGCAGUCUCUCGAGGACGGACACAACGAUGGCAUGAUUCUGGCCAGAUGGAUAGAGAGUACUGUUCAAGAAUAUCUCGUGGAUGGUACAUCGGCCUCCGAGGGGCAGCAUCAAGCACGUAGGAGAGUCUUCCAGCGCGUACUACCUCUCAUACUCGAUUCUCAAGUAGAAGGCGAGUGGGCUUUCACGCUCGUCGAUCAUCAGACCGGAGACGUCUAUUUCGGAAGGGAUGCGCUUGGACGGAGGAGUCUCCUUGUAUCAGAUGCGACAACAUCCGGAUCUAUUGACAUCCUGCUCGCAUCGGCUGCCGCUCCAGAAGCUCUGUCGGCUGGCCUGCGUUUCACAGAAGUAGACUGUGCCGGAUUCUGGAUCUGGAGCUCGACAACGCCGGAAGAGCGGCCUCGGAUGUUCGGUAGCAGAGCCUCACAAAGGGUGUUGCUCCGGGAGCUACGAAAAAGUCAAAAGCCGAUUGCUGGUAGUGAUCAAUACGCGGUACCAUCGCAGGCUGAGAGGGAUCAAGCGCUUGACGCUCUACAUGCAACGCUGCUGACGAGCGUCGCACGACGAGUUGCUGCCAUUGGUGGGCAGGUGGCACAGGAUUUGUCGCUCACCAGUAGCUCUCGCAGCGAUUACAACAAGCCAUCACCUGUGGCAAUCUUAUUCUCUGGCGGUCUGGACAGUGCACUCCUAGCCUGGUAUACGCACUUGGCCCUGCCGGCUCAGCAGAGCAUCGAUCUGCUCAACGUUGCAUUCGAGAACCCGCGAGUCUUGCAGGCUGCUAAGAAUGGGAGGGAAGCCGAGAGAAAGGGGGUAGGGAAGGAUCAUUUGAGCCUAACAGAGGGUGCCUCUUCCUCUCUUUCCCGCUUCUCAACGCCAGACAGGCUUCUGUCCCAUGCUACUCUCGCUCAGCUCCAAGCUCUAUCGCCCGGGCGUCAGUGGAACCUCGUAGAGAUCGAUGUAACGUAUGAAGAGUACCAAUCGGCGCGCGAGGACAUCCUUGCGCACAUGCAUCCCUGCGAGAGCGUCAUGGACCUCAGUCUCGGGAGCGUGCUUUGGUUCGCCAGUAGAGGAUGGGGCAGCCUCAUGAAGGACGGUGAGAGGGAGGAGUACAAGACGGCGGCCAGAGUGUACAUCUCUGGUCUUGGAGCAGAUGAGCUCUGUGGUGGCUACUCAAGGCAUCGCAAAGCCUUCGAGGGUAGGGGAACGACGUCUACCCCUGCCUCCAUGCAGAAAGCCCCAUCUACCGGCAAUUGGGCCGCCCUGAUCGAAGAGCUUCAGAUGGACCUAGACCGUCUGCCUACGCGCAAUCUGGGACGAGACGACCGCAUCCUCUCCUCUCACGGACGCGAAGGCCGCUACCCGUUCCUGUCCUCCGACGUCGUUUCCCUCAUCGCCUCUCUCCCACUGCGCAUCAAGUGCGAGCUGGGCUUGGAGCAAGGUGUCGGUGAUAAGAUCCUCCUGAGGCAGCUGGCUCGGAGGGCCGGGCUGAAGUCUGUCAGCGCGGAGAAGAAGCGGGCGAUGCAAUUCGGAGCGAGGAGCGCCAAGAUGGAAGUGGGGCAGGGCCGCAUCAAGGGACAUAUGAAGUCCGGUGAGGGAAAGCAGGAGGUCCCUGGACCUUCCAAGGCCGUCGGACCGCCAGUCCCGGAUGCUGCUAAAGGCGCCACAGCUCCUGUAGAAGUCUUCACUACUCUCUGCUACUACCUCGACGCACCUCGGCCAGAUAAGUUCUUUCCAGUGGAUGACUUCCAGCUGCCCACAGCCCUUCAAGUUGCAAGCUCGAAACAGGAGCGGAAAACAGUCACGACUGCGAUCUCACGUCGGCUUUUCGAGCAUGUCCCUUUGCUUCAGGCACACGUCGACCGCUUGAUCAGCUCUCGGCACGCAAUGCGCGAGACUUUCCCGACAACGUGGGGUGAAGGACAAGAAGAGCAUGCAGCGACGUUGACAAGUCGCAUCCUCACUGCUCUCGAAGAAGCACUACAGCGCUUCGAUGAUAGCUUGGGACCGAACAUGGUACCCGCUAGCAACGACGAGGAGCGACAUCGGCGUCGUGUGCGCCUUGCGCUCAACUCUCAGGGUCACAUCAACGUCGUGGUUGCGAAGAUGGCUCCUUGGCUCCCACCGAGGGGCGUUGGCAGCGCCCCUCUUCCAACGGUGCGACUGGACAUGCAGUCCAGCGGUCCCUCGUCUUCUUCGACCCUUCACUCGACUCUCUCAAGGCAGCAGCGGCAGCAGCUUUGUGCGCCCUACCUCUACAAGACGUCCAGCAGAAGCUUCUACGAUGCCGCUCGGGAGCGCGUGGGAGCUACGCUUGGUUUGCCGCCUGCAGAGGGGAAUGCAGACCCGUGCUUUGAGGUGCUGAUGUGGACCACGACCACCAGCGGUCGUGAGGCGUCAGGCAGUGCGUUGGAUGGAGGAAAGGUGAGGCGCUUAUUGACGGAGAGUAGUAUAGCGAAUAUCCUAGUGCAGGUAAAUGAGGGAGAGGGGGCCGAGGCUACUGGAGGCUCCUCUCGCUGGCUCACACCACGGCUAGCCCCUAUCACUCCGGUGUCUGCUUCGCCGAGCAAAGGGGACGUCUGCUUUCUCCCUGGCCUGAUGCGCUCCUACCUCCUCCAGCGCGGGCUCGUAGAAGAGGCAGACUUGACCGUCGAAGAUCUCAUUCGCGAUGUGCAAAGGGGAAGAGUACGGAUCUGGUUGUGUAACGCGUUGCGGGGCGUGAUGCAAGUCAGGCUGGAGCUCGGGGGUGAGGAGGCUGGUGAAACGAAGUGAUCAUUCUAGACGUGCUGUUGUGCAUGUACAUCUGUACGUCGAGGUAUACCCGAAAUUCAACCCUCCGCUUUCGCAUCUGCUGUCAUAGCCCACUUCCCUUGAGCCGUUUCUUGAGGUACUCUCCACCCGUCAUUGCCUGGAUCUCCGAGCCGUCUUCCUUCGGUAACGCUUCCUCG